Molecule: messenger RNA, 1903 nt
Organism: Caenorhabditis elegans
Lineage: Eukaryota; Metazoa; Nematoda; Chromadorea; Rhabditida; Rhabditidae
Gene: ceh-14
Product: LIM/homeobox protein ceh-14
Exons: 10
Coding region: 1-1056 (351 amino acids)
Biological process (GO): neuron differentiation; regulation of DNA-templated transcription
Cellular component (GO): nucleus
Molecular function (GO): zinc ion binding; DNA-binding transcription factor activity, RNA polymerase II-specific; DNA binding
Source: RefSeq, marked reviewed
AUGCUGGGACACAACAUUUUGACUCUUGGCGAGUGCGAUGAGCUGGACAAUCAUAUCGUGAUGUGCAGCACCGGGCUUCUUUCUCCGCAGGAAGACUUUAGUAAUGUUAAUGCAGGCCAUCCGAAUAACGAAGAAGCCAUUUGUUCGCUUUGUGACAAGAAAAUAAGAGAUCGGUUCGUUUCAAAGGUCAACGGAAGAUGUUAUCAUUCAUCAUGCCUCCGAUGUUCUACGUGUAAAGACGAGCUUGGUGCGACAUGUUUCCUGCGCGAAGAUUCUAUGUAUUGCCGGGCACACUUUUACAAAAAAUUCGGUACCAAAUGCUCCUCCUGCAAUGAAGGCAUCGUCCCGGACCAUGUUGUUCGAAAAGCAUCGAAUCAUGUCUACCAUGUUGAAUGUUUUCAGUGUUUUAUUUGCAAACGAUCUCUUGAAACCGGAGAAGAGUUUUAUUUGAUUGCCGACGAUGCGCGACUCGUGUGUAAAGACGAUUAUGAGCAGGCUAGAGAUAAACACUGCAAUGAACUAGAAGGCGAUGGUAGUAACAAGAGACCACGGACUACGAUUUCCGCCAAGAGUCUAGAAACCUUGAAGCAGGCAUACCAAACUAGCAGUAAACCAGCUCGACAUGUCAGAGAACAACUCGCUUCAGAAACUGGACUUGACAUGAGAGUUGUUCAGGUUUGGUUUCAAAAUCGUCGAGCCAAAGAGAAACGGUUGAAGAAGGACGCUGGUCGCCGGUGGAAGUCCUCAAAUCGUGCAGAAAGCGACAGCAACUCUCCUAUCGAGAGUAUCAACGGGCAGAGCCCUAAUUACUUAUACCUGGAUCACCCAAUGGACGAUGGGAACGAGAGCAAUUACCUUUUUCACUCCAGAGAGCAGACACCUGAUAAAUACUACCGAAACGAAACCCCAUCUACCGAUCCACCUCCAAUGCACAUGACAACUCCGAGUGUUCUAACAACCAACUUCUCAACCCCAUUAUCUUUAUCGACUAAUGUUUACAACCUUCCUCCUCCUGAAUCUCAGUUAAUCCCACACAUGACUCCACAGUACAUUUGAACUGGAGAAAAACAAAAACUCUAGUUUUCGAUUACAUUUUAAUUUGAUACUUGAUACAACGUUCCGGUUUGGAGUAACGAAUGGUAUAAUAUGUAGAAUAUAGAAAUGGUUUUUGAAUUAAUGUAGCCACAAUUGUGAGGAAUAUCUUACAAAAUCUUUAUUAGUGGUCUUGAAUCUUUGAUGAUGUUUUGAUAUUUGAGCAGAAACUGUUUCCUGGAAUCAUAUAACUUUACAAGUACUCUACCUCACAAAAUAGACGACCCCCUACUCACCAAACAGCCAUGAGACAUGCUUGAAACAUUUUCUCUCUUGCCAAAAACCUUAUCUAUUCCCUGUUUUCGUAUAUCUCUUUAUUUCUCUUUUCGUUUCAUCACAGCUGUUUGCCCAUGCACCGCAGUUUUCAACAUUUCACCACUUUCUGAAUAAAUAGGUCCCUUGCCCGUUUUGCUUCUUCCAAUACCCCCUCGCUCGCUCGUUUCAUACAUCUCAUAGUCAAUAUUCGUGUGAGGCCCCCACUCCUCUCCUUCUAAACACUUGUUACGUAUCCCUCGACACCUUGACCAUUCAUUCUUCAUCAAUGGUGGAUGUGUAACACUUAUUUCGAAAUGUAUGAUUGAUGGUGUUCUUCAUACUUUUCUCUCACCCCACGCCACCCCCCCCCCCCCCCCCUUCCCUCCCAUCAGUGUUUAAUAUCCGAUCAUCGAAUUGCCAAAUCAUUUUGCCAUAUACCUUUUAAUAAAUCAUGACAGGAAUUGUAUAAAUUUGCCACCAAUGAAUGCACAUCUCGAACCAAUAAAACCCAUCAAUCAAUUUGAUAUGGAAUUAUGAAAAUUUAAAAUAAAAUCUC